Messenger RNA from Nipponia nippon (crested ibis), 111 nucleotides. The record is from RefSeq and is a predicted model, not a curated record. NCBI's taxonomy places the organism in Eukaryota, Metazoa, Chordata, Aves, Pelecaniformes, Threskiornithidae.
UGGGACGAGCUGCAAUUUGGGAGCCCCAAGCAGUACCACAAGGCAGCGGGCAGCCAGCUCACCCUGUCCCUGGUGAGAGCUGCCAGUCCUGGGGCACCACCCUCCUCCUGA